This is a messenger RNA of Mytilus trossulus (common blue mussel), 11874 nucleotides long. RefSeq lists its product as uncharacterized. Gene Ontology annotation, molecular function: calcium channel activity; calcium ion binding; protein binding. The record is from RefSeq and is a predicted model, not a curated record. The transcript is spliced from 37 exons. Gene Ontology annotation, cellular component: membrane. The coding region runs from base 26 to 10603 and encodes 3525 amino acids. Gene Ontology annotation, biological process: detection of mechanical stimulus. NCBI's taxonomy places the organism in Eukaryota, Metazoa, Mollusca, Bivalvia, Mytilida, Mytilidae.
CACAUUUACAUUGGUAUGACCAGACAUGAAAAAUAAAUUAGGAAUUUACUUAUUAAUUUUUGUUGUUACGGUAGAGAGUGCCCUCAGUGUUUUGGCAGGCAUAGGAUGUUAUAAAGAGAACAAAAGACGCCGAUAUUUCAGUAGGAACCCGGGGGAUUUUGACCCGGGUGCACUAACGCCUACUGUAUGUGCAGCAAAAUGUGGCAGUUUUAAAUUCUCAUAUGCAGCAAUAGCUGAAGGAAGAUUUUGUUUUUGCGGAGACGCUCUGCCAGACAAUUCACUGAUAGAUAACACCAAAUGUACAGAAAAAUGUUCAGGUGACGUAUUACAAGACUGCGGGAGUAAAGACUAUGUCAGCGUCUUCACUGCAGCGCCUCCUAUAUUAGGUCUUACAUUGACAUCGGAUGCAGGCAGCAAUGUUGUCCAAAUUGGCAAUGAAGUCACCUUCUCAGCAAGCAUAUCAUCAGGUGGAGCCAAUUUGGCCUUCAAGAUGGAUUAUGAUGAUGGCGCGGGUAAAACUGACCAAAAUGCUACCAACCUGUGGAAAAGAACCUAUAAUACGCCUGGUCAUUAUAAAGUGUCCGUUUACGGAAAUGACCAGAUGGAAUCAUUAAUGGAGAAGGAAGCGACAACAUCAGUUAUGAUAGAUUCUCCUGUAAAAACCUAUACACUGACCUGUCCACCCUACAUGGCAACUCACGAGGAAGAUUUCUGUACUGUCAGUGUAUUGGAAGGGUCUAACUUGGAACUUCAGUACUCUGUAGAUUCUGUGCUCAAAUCUACAUUCUCCAUAGCAGAUCCUCCUAUAUAUAUAACUGGUCCUGCCAUUCCAACAAAAGGAGGGACAACAAUAGUUCCAGGUGAAACAGGAACGGGAAUUAUUGUAAUGCCAGCCUCGGAAUUCAUGUAUAAGAGUGUAGUCAUCGGAUUUGAAUUGUACGCUGAGGCCAUUGGUAAUAUCGACAUUUUGAUAAUGUCACCAGCAUGUAAUACCCCGUCGUAUUGUUUUGACAAAAAUGAUUGUUCAAAUGGCUGUAGUGGUAUACAUGAAAGAUCCUGUAUAUCUAAAGAGUUUUGUCCGUCAAGUAUGUCCUGCUGGACAUCAGGUUCUAGUACAUGCGAUACAACACCUGUCCGAUACGACGGUACACAGAGAACAAAUCUAAACAUUGUAAGAACUGUAACACACAACAUCUUAUCAACUGGCUACAACUAUAUUUCGAUAGACGCCACAGCCGAUUACAUUCAAGUCGAGAAUGGCUAUAUCCUGGGAUAUAAGCCUACUAUAGGCAGACUGAAAGCAGUGUCUUCAAAUGCCAUUGAAACGGACAUUAAAUCUUUAGACGUCACAAACGCCGGAGGUGCCGGUCCACUUUCCUCACCACUGAAGAGACAUCUACUAAGAGCCAUAACCUCUGGUGGAAGCGAUGCAUACAUUCCAGUUAAAUUUACUACCUCAGGUGUCAAGGAUAUAAGUAUAACAGUGAGUAACAAACGAAUAUCUGGAUCAGAAAGUAACAACACACAGAUUAAUGUUAUGGAGGGAGUUGAUAUGGCUAUUACCAAUAUUCCACAAUACAUCGAGAAGGGACUAGCAACAAAAUUCCAGUUAUUACCACAUACAGGAACAAACGUUACGUACUGGUGGGAUUUCGGCGAUGGUAUCACAGCUAUAAAUACAACAGAUGUAACAUACGAUUACACGUACACCACAGUUGGUGAGAUGAAUGUGUCGAUAACAGCCUUUAAUCAAAUGAGUAGCAAGAGUAACAUGACCAUUGUUCAAGUACAAGAUAGAAUUAGAAAUCUUGCGCUGGUUAAUAGUAUAGCAGUUGUAGGGGAAACUACAUCUAUACCCACAUCAAUGACAACAGGUUCAAACUACACAUGUACAUGGAAAAGAGACGGAGUUGUCAUUGCAACAACUGACGAUAUAUCAAGUCCUCCAGGCGGAACCUUUGAUUAUACAUUUACUGAGGAAGGUACCUAUGAAAUAUCUGUUGUGUGCUCCAAUCAGAUAAAUUCUAUGUCCUCUGUUGCAACAUUUACAACACAGUUCAAAAUAACUAACCUUCAACUCGUAAAAACAGGAGCUCUAAAAGAUUCAACCUUUACCAUUGACUGGACAUGGACAGCCGGAUCAAACCCCCAGUUUACUUUAGAGUACGAUUCACAAGUGCGAACCUUUACUAAAGAUCCAUACUUUAAUAAAGCAUCAUCCGAAUCUUUAAGUGCAGGUAGUUCAAUAAUAAAGUACCCAUUAAAUUUAACAGCAUUUAACCUGGUUAGUAAUGAGCAGAUUGUAAUAGAUUUUGGAAUUGAAGAGGAACUUACUGGGCCAUCUAUCACUAUUGGUGGUGUUUCCAUAGACCCCGUCACAGGUUAUGGCACUAUUAGUAAGAAUGAUCAGGUGUCAUUUACCGUUGAUGCUACCGGUGGCACAAAUGUUGUUAUUGAAUGGAAAUACAACGACGGUACACCUGAUGAUUCGUUUACUAUACCUGUAUGGACUGCAACACCAGCACAAACUAAAAAUCACCAAUUUUCUUCCCUUGGAUGGUUUAACGUGGAAGUUAAAAUUUACAAUCUAUACAACUCACAUUCCCAAACUUUCAGACUAUUGGCAAUCGCGCCUAUUCAGAACCUUGCAAUGACUAUAUCUCCUGAUCCAGUAUUGUUUAUACCACCGGCGACAGUUACCUUUACAUUUAGUAAGAGUCCUACUGAUCCGGAUCCAAAUGAGGCAUCGGUGUCUUUUAACUAUGGAGAUGGGAAAAGUGAAACCGUUCCAUUUGACGUCAAUCAACAGUACACACAUGAAUUUAGAGAAACCAGUUCAUCUGGAACGUAUACAAUAACAACUAAUAUAUCCAACGUAAUCAGCCAUCUGAUACUGAAUGGAAAUGUAAAAGUAGUGGAGAAGAUAGAGGAUGUUGAGAUAGUAACGGACCCGGAAUAUGCAGCUGUUGGAGACCCUGUGAAUGUCAAGGUUAUAAUGAGGAGAGGUGGUACUGGAGCAGAUUUAACACUGGAUUGGGAUCUAGGCGAUGGCACUGCUGUUACAUCUGGCAAUAGGAUAGGAGUAAGUCCUUCCGGCUCAGACAGUAAAGUUGCAACGUAUCCAACGGAAGGAACACGUACAAUUAAAAUAACAGCAAACAGUGCAAUGCAAAAUAUUUUGACAACAAAAGACAUAAUAUGCCAAAGGAAAAUCACAAUAGACCCGGAUGUAACUUCAAAUCAUCCUCAAAACUUUAAUCUAGGUGGUAGAAUUGACUUCACGUUCCUAUACAGUGGAACCCCAGCACCAACAGCUGCGACUGUACUAGUCAAUUAUGGAGACGGCACAGAAGAGUAUCGAGACCCAACCUGGUUAACCACUAAGAGUGGAUCUACUCAAUUAUUUGACCAUACCUAUACCACUGAUGGAAAUUACGUUACUACUGUCACACUGUCUAACCUGGUAUCUACAAAAAUAUUCAAGAUAUCUAGUGGUGUUUACUUGAAAUUUGUGGGUCUAGCUGUUGUACCUAAGUUCAUAAAAUUUAUACCAAUCAACGGUCCGGAUGUAGACGGAUUUGGAUCAAAUAAAGACAUUUUCCAGUUGGAUAGACCAGUCCGUUUCCAUAUGUCCAAGACCGAAGGUACCUUUGUAUACUACAGUAUUAGUGCAUCGAAUGGAGCAGUUGUUAUAAUGUGCAACAAAACAACGGAAGAUGUGUUCGAAAUAAAGUUUAAUGAGACCGGCACAUACACAGUUGUUAUCACUGCGCAUAAUCCAAUUGAUUCUAAAUCGGGUACUACAACAAUCGAAGUAAUGAAAGCCGUCCUUGAUGUAAGCGUAGCAAACAACGGACAGACAACAUCUGAAAAUGAAGCUAAAGUCUUUGAUAUUUCUUUUGUUGAACCUGGAACAAGUACUUGCGUGCAUAUUGAUUAUGGAGACGGCAUUGCUGAAAUGUUUGGUGACUCUGCUACUUGUACUGGUAGCCCAUAUGCAGGGUCAGCAACAUAUAUAUCGACAUUUUCUGGUAGUAGUUUUCAGGCUACUCAUACAUACACCAGUAAGAACACAUACGACGUGAGAGUACACGCCUUCAAUGCGCAUUCAACAUCAGAUUAUUCUGUGUUUCAUGUUGUUUCUUCUAUUGACUGUUCACAACCACAAAUAGAUAUAAAAAAUAAAUAUAUCAACUUCUGGGAACCCGAGGAAAUUGAAAAAAGUUCCAGGAUACGUGUGAUUGGAGAAACCAAAAUUGACUGCGGGAGUCUUUUACAAAACGUUAAGCAGUGGUCAGUAGAAUCCGUAGAUGCUCAGUAUGGUACAACAAUGUCGUCUAUCGAUUUAGGUACUAUCGAUUCUAGAUUGAAGGCAGAGUUAGAUCUUCCAAGUCUUUUCCUUAACACAGGCCUAUAUAAAAUAGCAUAUACCAUGGAAAUGGAAGCAGAUUCUUUUGCAAAUAACGAAACGUUCAAGUCGACUGCCGUUACGUACUUAAAAGUAAAAUCAUCGAAACUGGUAGUAAAGAUAUUUUCUGGCGGAAUGACAAAAAUACAAAGAGGCAUCAACACAAUGGUUACAAUUGAUCCGUUCAGCAAUUCUUAUGAUCCCGACGUAUCAAAAGGUUCUACACAGACUUUUGCUAACUUUACUUGGUAUUGCCGAGAGGUUGGUGAAUCAUGGCCUGAUCCUAUGACUGUCUCCUCGCCAUAUACUACUGCAGACCUGCCCAGUGUGGCCAUUGAUAACGGAGGUUGCUUUAAACAAGGUCCUGGUCAGAUUGAUACAACCGGAGGAAGCUUAACAUUCGACACAGGCAACAUGAAGAUUAAUAAGACGUACGAGUUCAAAGUGGUGGCUUACAAAACUGAGCAUGAUCCCGCAGAGGCAUCGGCAUUUGUUACCAUAGUUGAUGGAAUACCUCCAGAAAUUGAAAUUAAAUGCUCGAAUGAGGAAUUGUGUGUACCGACAGUUGAUGGAUUAAGGAUUGCACCAUCGACACGUCUGGGGUUACUAGGGCAUUGUUCAACUGGAUGUGACUCAAAUACAAAGUACGAAUGGAAGAUAUAUACAAAGGACCAUCAGUGGAUAUGGAAAGAAGUGCUUGAAUUAUCAACCCUUUCAGAUGGCAUCAACUCUAUGAAUAUUGCAAUACGAAAGGAAUUAUUCAAUUUGAAUCCAGACGUCACCCAAUAUCAAGUAUCAAUAUCUGCUACCACUAGUGCAGGAGAUAGCGGAACAGCAUUUACCAACCUGAUACUCAACACACCACCUAGUGGCGGAACAUGUUCGAUAACUCCAAAAGUUGGCACUGUUUUACAGACUCAGAAGUUUGACAUAACUUGCACCGGAUGGACAGACGAUGAUGGUAUUGCAGAAUAUCAGAUGUAUUGUAAAUUUAAGGAGGAUCAAGUUUUAAAACAGAUAUAUUUUGGAAGUGAUAGUUUCUACCAUGGAGAUAUGCCAUUAGGACCUGAAUAUGACGACUAUAAAAUGUUAUGCUAUGUAAGAAUAAAGGACAAAACUGGAUCCUUGAUGACAUUUGAUCUUGGGGAAGUUCAGGUUAAUCCACUUCCACUUGGAAAUGUAACAGAACUCUUCAAAACAAUGGAGAACAACAUCGCUGAUUCCUUUGACAAAGUAGCAGCUGAAGGGAAUGUUAAUAGUAUAAACAGCUUAGCUCUAGCAUACAGCACCCUCAUAAGUAUGGCCAGUCAGAAUGAUUCACUAGAAUAUGACAACUUAGAUAUAGCAGCUCGGGAAACUUCUACAGGAAUGGGACCAGAUUACACUGACAGAUCUAGUGCUUUUACAACAACAACUAUGGAUCCUGAUACCGAAAAAAAGCUGAAAGAAGAAUAUGAAGCGAAAAGAAAUACAAGAGCAGAAUUCACGAGUCAAAUUUUGGGAGCCCUUGAAAACUGUACCAUAGCAACAACAAGUGCUAUUGCACUGACCGGAAGUACCAUGGCCGAAUUGACCCAGUUUUCCGAAAACUGUGCAAGAGAUUGUCAGGAAAAAGCUGCAAAUUUAGCAGUUAGUAUGACAAAUAAAUUAGAAGAACUAGCCAGUACAAGCAGUAAGGAAGAAACCAUUGAGGCAUGUGAGGGAGUUUUGGCAGCGUUGGCAAACGUAGAAGAGGCUGGUAAUGUACACAAAAAUAACCCGACAACAGGGGACAAAGAAAAAGUUAAGCCUUUCGCUCAUUAUGAUACAGAUUUGGAAUCUCCUAAAAAAGCUAUGCCAGUCGGUUUAACUGACUUAUCAGACGGUGAUGACAUGUUACUACUCUAUACGAGCCAGGAUGUUCAAGUAGGAACAUCAGCUAAAACCAAAUCUACAGAAAACAGGAUUUUGAACCUUAUUAGAAAUGUACUACAGGAUACAUUGGUACCUGGUGAACAACCAGUUGUAAUUGCUACUCCUAAAAUGACUGUACAGUUUGAAAAGAAUAGUGCUGAACAAUUAGCUAACAAAUCUAUAGACGUAGGCAAUGCUAAAGUAGACCUACCAACUUGGUGUGACAUGCAACCCGCUCCGUGUGAUAACAGCAAAACUGUGAUGAUGCAGACAAAAUUCACCACAUAUGCACCUUACCAGGAUACAGAAACAUCUUCUCAGAUUUCUCCUCGUAGUGGUUCAAUAAGUAUAGAUUUCUACGAUGACACAGGAACUACUAUAGGAGUAAAUCUGAGUCCAGAUGUUAAUCCUAUUGAACUGUAUAUUCCACUGGACCGUCUGAUGCCAAAACCAACCCCGGAGUAUGUGGCGCCGUACAUUCCGGAUAGAAACUGGGAGUUUUUCUAUUACCAUACAACAGAGAUAACGCUUGAUAGAGGUUCCCUUCAUAUUACGUUAAAUAUAGAAGACACUUCUGCACAGUUUUCAUUAGUUAUUCGACUUGGAGCUUUUCCGAAUAUAACGUCAAGAGAAUUUGAUUUCACCUGUCUAGUAGGACCAUCGACUGGUGCAGCUUCAGUGGCUGAUGGUUCAUUAACAAACGAAUGUUUUAUAAGUAGCGAUGAAAUAAAUGGUUAUAAAGGAAAAGUUUAUAUCGGAGUCCGUGAAGUGCGACCAUAUGAACUUGAAAGAUACCGUUCAAAUGAUCUAAUACCAACAUCGUUCCCUAAAGCAGACAAUUAUUUCACAACCAAUUACACAAUAACAACGUUCUCGGCAUCGUGUAACUACUACAGUGUAACAAACAAGAGGUGGCAAACCGAUGGAUGUAAUGUUGGACCGAAAACCGACACAUCGCUAACACACUGUUUAUGUACCCAUUUAACAACAUUUGCUGGUGGCUGGGUUGUAACACCAAAUACAAUAGACUGGAAUUUUGUCUUCAGUAAUGCAGACUUCCUGAAAAAUCCUACUCUGUACAUCACAAUGAUUGUUAUAUCUGUGUUGUAUUUGGUUGUUGUAAUUUGGGCAAGAAGACAGGAUAAAAAGGACAUUGAAAAGCUUGGACUUACACCUUUAAUUGACAAUGACAAGAAGGACAAAUACUUCUACGAAAUAGUAGUUGUCACAGGGAUGAGAAGAAAAGCGGGAACUGAUUCGGAGGUUCAGUUCAUUUUGAGCGGAGAAGACGAUGAAACCGACGUAAGAACAUUAUCAGAUUCUAAGAGGAAGGUCCUAAGACGAGGAACUGUCGAUGGGUUCCUGAUGUCUGCACCAAGGCCACUAGGUGCUCUGAACUACCUACACAUUUGGCAUGACAACUCUGGUAAAGGAACAAUGGCGUCCUGGUACCUUAGAAGUGUGGUGAUAAGAGAUGUACAGACUGACGAGAAAUUUAUUUUUAUUAGCAACAGAUGGUUUGCCGUAGAAGAAGAUGAUGGACAGAUCGAUAGAGUAAUACCUGUUGCUGGAAAGGAACAAAUGACAGAAUUCAGCCACUUGUUUACGGAGAAAACAACUAAAAGUUUAAGUGAUGGUCACCUCUGGUUCUCUGUGGUUGCUCGUCCUCCACAAAGCAGAUUCACCCGUGUGCAGCGUGUAUCUUGUUGUUUAUGUUUACUCUACCUGUCGAUGUUAACCAAUGCCAUGUUUUAUGAGAAAGAUGAAGGUGCAAAGACAUACACGUUUGGACCAUUUGCACUUUCACCAGAACAGAUAUAUAUUGGAGUUCUUAGCAAUCUAAUAGUCUUUCCCGUAACGUUAUUAAUCAUAACGUUGUUUAGAAAAUCACGUCCGAAAAACAAACGACCAUCUAGGAUACAAACUGCUCUAAACAACACUACUAAGCGAGCCACAUCCAUGACAGAUGUUAACCCAACACUUGAAAACACCAGAGAAGGAACAUUGACACCAUCAAUUCUACUGGAGCAGAAAAAUCGUCCAGAUACAUCAAUGUCACGUGGCUACACAUCAUUAUCGGUCGGCGACUUGGCAAAUAAACCAUCAGGAAAGAAAAGGAAGAAGAAGAUGGACUUACCUUGGUAUUUUGUAAUAUUUGGAUGGAUUCUUUUAUGGAGUGCCACAUUAGUAUCCGGGGCAUUUGUUAUUUUCUAUGGAAUCCAGUUCCAAGACACAAAGUGUCAGAAAUGGAUUACAUCGAUGUUGAUUUCAUUCAUCUCCUCAAUUUUUGUGACGCAGCCGAUAAAGGUGUUCCUGACUGCAAUUGUUUUGUCUCUACUUGUAAAAAAUCCAGGAGCCGACGAUGACGAGGAGGAAGACGAUGAAGAAAAACCACACAUAUCACCAGACGACCCACUUCUUCACGAGGACUCAAUAUUCUCCGCUACAAGACCUAAGAGAGCGGCCUAUGCACCGCCAGACCCGGUGUUGGUAGAAAAAGCUCGACAAGUGAGGUUAAAGGAAAUCAAAAUGUGGUCUGUUGUCAGGGAACUCGUGUUUUAUUCCUUUUUCUUGUGGAUUCUAAUGGUCAUCAGCUACAGGAACCGAUCGGAGCUGAUGUAUACAUACAAAAACAGCAUGGAACAAGUGUUCAUAGUUACAAAUGAUACAAAUCAUUGGUUUAUGAAGGCUAAGAACCAGGAUGACUUUUGGUCUUGGGCUAAAUCAGGAAUGGGAAAUGGACUUAGAGCACUGAAUUACUAUAAUGAUGAACAGCCCCUAUUCUUGCGUGGUUACAUCAAUGACAAACAAUCUAGGAUUAUGGGAUACGCAACCAUGAGACAACUGAGGGUAACAAGGGGAUCUUGCAAAGUUCCUGACCAAGUAGUAGGUAUAAUACACGAAUGUAACGACGAGUACAGUGUUCAUAACCAGGACGAAAGCAGCUACGAACCGGGAUGGAAGCCAUUAACGGGAAAUACUUCUAGAGAAGAAUAUCGAUAUACGACUGCUAAUGAACUUGAGGGAUAUCCGUACUGGGGUGAGGUAUCCAUGUAUAGCGGUGGUGGAUAUGUUGUCAGGUUACGUGGAAACGUCUCAACACUCAGAAAUAAAAUGAUAGAAUUACAAGAAGAAGGUUGGAUUGAUCGAUAUACAAGAGCAGUGUUCGUAGAGUUUACGGUAUAUAAUCCUGGUAUAAACUUGUUUGCAGUAUCAACUAUGCUUGCCGAGUUCCGACCAAGUCAGGGUAUAGUUCCAUCGUAUCGAUUUGAGCCAGUCAAUUUAUUUCCCUAUAUGAACUCUGCUAUGUUGUUUGUAUUGGCAUGUGAGUUUUCAUAUCUUUUAUUCACGGUGUAUUUCAUUUUUGCUGAAGCUCGUAACAUCUACAAGCAGAAGCUGUCUUAUUUUAAAGAGUUUUGGAAUUUGGUAGAGUUGGGAAUUUGUGCAAUGUCAGUUACCGCAGUUGUAAUAUAUUUCUAUCGUAUGUUUGAAACCAACAAGUUAACAGAACGAUUUAAAGUUAGUCAUGGAAAUGAGUAUAUGAAAUUUCAAUAUGUUGGGUAUUGGAGUGAGAUAUUUUCUUAUAUAGUUGGUUGGUUGGCUUUCUUUGCAACUUUGAAAUUCCUGAAAUUACUUCGGUUUAACAAGAAAAUCUGUCUUUUGGCAUCAACAAUUAAAGCAUCCGCAAGAGAUCUGCUUCACUUUAGUGUCAUCUUCAACAUUGUUUUCUUGGCUUUUAUUCAAUUAUUCUAUAUGAUUUAUGUGGCAAACAUCAAGUCCUUUAAAACUUUUGUAACAUCUUGCGAAUCAGGUGUCGUAAUGAUGAUGGGUAAAUUCGAUAUUUAUGCAAUGUCAAAUGCCCAACCUGUCUUAACACAAGUUUUCCUGUUCUUGUAUGUUGUUGUGAUCACGUUUAUUGUUGUCAACAUGUUCCUCUCCAUCUUGAAUGAGACCUUUUCUGCGGUUCGAAUGGACGCAAACAAACAGAAUAACGACUAUGAAAUAGUCCAGUUUAUGUUAGGCAGACUAAAACUAUGGACUGGAGUUGGAACUCCCGACAAAAACGUUCUUAAACCAAACAGCGUACAUGCUGCAGACACACGUGGUCCGACUGAAUUGUUCCCCGACCAGAUUGAUCGUCUGCUACACUCGAUAUCACACAUAUACAUGGAGAAAGAACGGCUUGAUGAGUUGUUUGAUAAGAAUGCCUAUGGUAAACGGAAAGGAGCCGAUUUACCCAUGUAUGAUCCACCAUCAGUGCGCAGUCUUAAGUAUGAAAAGAUGACUAUGGUUCAGACCUAAGAGAAACAAUAUAUAUUUGUGUUGUGAUCUUCGACAAUGCUCUCUUUUGAGCAAAUUUGAUUUUUGGGGUAAUAACAAAAUUUCAAAGUGUUAAAGAGGGAAAGGGGAGGCAUAUAACUUUUCAACACAAAAAUGAAAAUAACCAUCAAUGCAGUUAUUUUUCACAUAUACAAUGUUCUGUCUAUAAACGAUCAACGAAUGAAAAUCAUGCCAUGUUAUAAAAAACAUAGAUCUUCAUAAAACUUAUAGUUAAAUAAUUUGAUGAUAUUUAAUAUAUAAAUCUAUCUCUAUUCUCAUUGUAAAUGAAUAAUUUCAGACAAGUAAAGACGUUCUAGAGCUUCAGACAUCUUUUUGUUUAUAUUUCACUUUUGUUUUGAUGUUUUUUUUCUCUGUCCAAAUGAAACUUAAUCUUUAUUUCCAAAAUGUAAAAACAAAUUGUUACAAAAGAUGUAUUCUAUUGAGUAUUUGAAUUAGAUUAAGAUUUUUCUGUACAAUAUUUACAGUUGUCUUAUUGCUUUCUCAGUUCUUGUAAAGAGAGUAAUAAACCUACCGUACUUUUACCUAUACUUGUUAACAUUUAUAGAUUGUGACUUAGAUUGAGAGUUGUCUCAUUGGCACUCAAACAACAUCUUUUUAUUUUAAUCUGAAAUAUACCUAAAGAAUAAAAAUAAUCAAGUAAAGGCGUCUUUAUUACUGAGUUUUAAUUUUUUCUUCUUCUAAUUAUUGGUUUAUUUUGUAUUCUUAUUUCAAAUGAUAUCCGAUUACAAUAGAUAAAUAAGUCAUAUGUACAUGCACUGAUUUUAUUUAACAGCAGAAUGCAUCGAGUGAAUAGGUAAAGGUAUAUAUUUUUGCGAGCUUGCUUAUUAUUUGAACCAUGAAGUUGGUAUUAGGUUAGCUAACUACCUUCUUUUCGGAGUAGUCUAGUCCUACAGACCGAUAGAUUUGGUUAUAGGUCGGACUAGUCUACUCUUAAAGGAAGGUAGUUUACCAGACCUAAUUAUGACUUAUCGGUUCAGAUAUCACGCAAGUUUACCAAAGAUAUUACCUGUACUUACAUACUCUAAGCAUUCUGCUGUAAUGGUUUCAGGAACAAUAUUUAAAUGUAUGAAGUUAUUUUUCCAGUUUUAAUGAAUCAAAUACUGUAUUUUUUGUUCAAAUAGGCAUGAUUUAUGGAUCUUAUACUGAAACACAUUUUUAUACUGCAUUCUUUAAUCUUUUACUAUCUGUAAAGUUUUUUCCUUGUUCAGGAUUUGAAUAAAACUUUGGCUCAA